AUGGUAAAGCUGUUUUGUGUCAUCUUCGGUAUGAAGGAAAGUGUGUUUCCUGUCAACAUCGAUACGACUAUGAGUGUGGGGGACCUCAAAGAAGCAAUCGCGGCAAAGAAGACGAACGCCUUGAAGAACGUUGAUGCGAACCAUCUGCGUCUUUUCUUGGCAAAGGAAAUGGACGGCGAGUGGCUCGCGUCUGACUUGAAAAUCGUGAAGAAGCUGAAGAAGGGUAAGAAAAAUUCUUAUAUUGAAGCACUCACGGCGAAAAAAAAGAACUGCAGGCAGAUCACUCCCUUGAUGUUAUUUUUGAUGAAAAUACUCUCCCACCGUAUGGCUACAUCCACGUACUGA
Molecule: messenger RNA, 345 nt
Organism: Peronospora farinosa
Lineage: Eukaryota; Oomycota; Peronosporomycetes; Peronosporales; Peronosporaceae
Source: the annotation of a GenBank genome assembly